Messenger RNA from Salvia splendens (bonfire salvia), 4014 nucleotides. RefSeq names its product probable serine/threonine-protein kinase SIS8. Bases 599 to 3700 code for a protein of 1033 amino acids. Gene Ontology annotation, biological process: protein phosphorylation; signal transduction. The transcript has 13 exons. NCBI's taxonomy places the organism in Eukaryota, Viridiplantae, Streptophyta, Magnoliopsida, Lamiales, Lamiaceae. Gene Ontology annotation, molecular function: ATP binding; protein serine/threonine kinase activity. The record is from RefSeq and is a predicted model, not a curated record. Gene Ontology annotation, cellular component: cytoplasm.
GCUCUUUUGCUGUCUCACUGCACCUGCAUAAGCAUAUGCAUAUGCGUAGGCCUCUUUUUCCAAAUUGACCAAUUGCAUCUUUUUCCUCUCUUUUUAAUUCUCUCGCUCUCUCUCUCCUCACACGGUUCAAGAUUGUAAAAUUGACUGCACUUCAUUUGACUCUCUCUCUUCCCACCCCACCUCAGAAGUUAUUCAAUUUUUGAUCUGGAGAUUGGAAACAAAAGAAGCAAUCUUUAUAUUGUUUCACCCAAGUUGUUAGCGUACUUAUGUACUUUUUGGGCUUUGCGAGGCUGCAAGUGUGGUUGGUAUUCUAUUGAUUUGUGGAUUUUUGCUAUUUUAUGAGAAAAAAAGGGUUCUUGCUACUAUUAUCGUGCAGAAGUGAGGUUUAGUGGUCAUUUUAUUGGUGUUGGUGGGAUUUUCUGUUGAAUACUUGGAUAUGGCAAAAAGGGUUCCUUGAGGGAGCUGGGAAUUUGCAAUUGUUGAUGUGAAAUUGGUGUUUUUAUUGAUAAAGAUUCAUGCUUGGCUUGAGGCCAUGGAGAGAUUUAUGCAGAGGUUCUUGUUUCUUUAGCAUUGACUUCCUUAGCUUAGGUGGGAAGAAAUGAAAAACUUUCUGAAGAAACUUCACAUAGGAUCCAAUCAAUCUGAGGACGUAGAGGGCUCUUCAACAUCAUCAAGGGGUACUAGAUUGAGUGAUGGUUCACCAAGUAUUAAGCUAUCCCACUCUAAGUCAGAGAACAAGCCGUUUUCAACGAUUUCGGGGUGGUUGAACUCUGUUACUCAUAGGCAUAGCCCUAGUCCUCCAUCCUCAUCUAACGUGACAAAGGGGGAGAGAAUGGAGCCCUCUGAUUCUGUGGGGAGCAGUAGCUUGGAUGCUGCUUUGGAUGCUGUGAGGCAUGAUUCGGGCUCUUCUAACUCAAGGGAGAAUGAUAUUGAGGAGGAGUAUCAGAUUCAGUUGGCCUUAGAGCUAAGUGCAAAGGAGGAUCCUGAGGCUGUGCAGAUUGAGGCUGUGAAGCAGAUCAGUUUGGGCUCUUGUCAUCCUGAGAAUACUCCGGCUGAAGUUGUGGUGUAUCGUUAUAGGAAUUACAAUGCCCUUAGCUACGAUGACAAGAUUCUGGAUGGGUUCUAUGAUCUUUAUGGCAUCGUGACUGGCUCCAUGUCGUCUAGAAUGCCUUCCCUUGUGGAUUUGCAAGCAACGCCCUUAUCGGAUGAUAUUAGUUGGGAAGCCAUUCUUGUAAAUAGACAAUCUGAUUCAAACUUGUUGAAACUCGAGCAGAAAGCCUUUGAAAUUGGAUUCAGAGUAAGGUCACAUUCCAUUAACUCUGUAAACCACAGUACAGUGCGAAAACUUGCUACUUUAGUUUCCAAUCACAUGGGAGGGCCAGUUGGUGACCCCGAUGGCAUGUUGGCAGCAUGGAGAAAUCUCAGUCAUACUUUGAAAGCAAGGCAUGGGAGCAUGGUUUUGCCUAUUGGUUCUCUGACUGUUGGACUGGCUCGUCACAGGGCAUUGCUAUUCAAGGUUUUGGCUGAUUCUUUUGGAAUUCCUUGUCGCUUGGUGAAAGGACCACAGUUUACUGGUUCCGACGACGUGGCAGUGAGCUUUGUGAAAAUUGAUGAUGGGAGGGAAUACAUUGUUGAUUUGAUGGCCGACCCUGGUACACUUAUUCCUUCUGAUGCAGCAGGGGCCAAUCCUAACUACGAAGACUCGUUUCUCCCCGCCUACCCUGUGUCUAAAAAUGCUGGUCCUUCUCACUGGCCUUUGUCUAGUGGCAGAACAUCCAGUGCACUUGACAAGAAACCGGAUUUUGGUAUAUUGGAUCAAAGAUCCAAAUUCAGGAACAGUAUCCCUGAGGGAAAGGAAUUGACGGAUGAAGGUGAAAGUAAACCAUCAAGUGCAUUAGUAGAACUGCCGAUGAAAGGCCAAGGAGGAUCUCACCAGUGUGUUUAUGGUUCAGAUGUGAAGAUAGAGCCAGCACUGGAAACCUCUACCAGGCCGAGUCACACACACGCAAGAUCUCCAUCCUGGACAGAAGGAGUUAGCUCCCCAGCUGUUCGGAAAAAAAAAGUGAAGGAUGUUUCAAAAUACAUGAUUGAGGCUGCCAAAGAAAAUCCACAAUUAGCUCAGAAGCUCCACGAUGUUCUGCUUGAGAGUGGCGUCGUUGCGCCUCCGAAUUUGUUCACUGAAGUGUACACAGAACAGUUGGAUAUGCCGCUGUCGGAGGUCAAGUCCGCGAUGCAAGAAUAUGAUAGCAAAGGAUCUGAUGACAAACUUAAAGGAAAGGGUUUCCAUUUUGAUCGUUCUUUUCUCCCUCCCCUGCCUCAUCAGGUUUCGCAUCCUAGAGGCAGUUUGGAUAAGCAUCCGCAUCUCCAGUUAGAUCUAAAAGAAUCUAACAAACACAAUGUUUCCUUGGAUUCUGAAGCAACUCCUGUAAAAUACACAAAAAACGUUCCGGUUGCUGCUGCAGCAGCAGCUGCUGCUGCGGUUGUUGCCUCUUCGAUGGUAGUUGCUGCUGCAAAGGUAGGCAGUGAUUCAAAACUUCAGCUUCCCGUCGCAGCUGCAGCUACUGCAACAGCAGCAGCUGUAGUAGCAACUACCGCAGCUGUUACAAAACAGUAUGAGGCUCUGGAAUCUGCUGUUCAUUCAGCGGAUAGCCCUGGCGAACUUAGUCCGACAGUGGGUGUCAGAAGUGAUGUGGACAUUGCUGUUCAUGAACGAGGUAGUGGUGACAAAGGACAUGGAGGUUCGGGACCGAGUUCUGGAGGGGAGAGGAUAUCGGAUAGAUCCACGGAGAAUGAAAGUACAAAAUCUGAUUCUACAUUAGAUGAUGUAGCGGACUGCGAAAUUCCCUGGGAAGAUAUCACCUUGGGUGAGCGUAUCGGGCUUGGAUCUUACGGCGAGGUAUACCAUGGAGACUGGCAUGGAACUGAAGUUGCUGUUAAGAAAUUCCUUGACCAAGAUAUAACUGGUGAAUCUCUCGAGGAAUUCAGAAGUGAGGUCCGCAUCAUGAAAAGAGUGAGACAUCCAAACGUUGUUCUCUUUAUGGGAGCUAUUACUCGACCUCCAAAUCUCUCGAUUAUUACAGAGUUUCUUCCUAGAGGUAGUUUAUACAGAUUACUUCAUCGCCCAAACAAUCAACUUGAUGAGCGUAGACGGUUGAAGAUGGCUCUUGAUGCUGCUCGAGGAAUGAAUUAUUUGCAUAAUUGUACUCCUGUGAUAGUUCAUCGAGAUCUGAAGUCCCCAAACCUUCUUGUUGACAAGAACUGGGUAGUCAAGGUGUGUGAUUUCGGAUUAUCGAGGAUGAAGCACAGCACGUUUCUUUCUUCAAGGUCUACUGCUGGAACGGCGGAGUGGAUGGCACCGGAAGUAUUGAGAAACGAGCCAUCAAAUGAGAAAUGUGACGUUUACAGCUUUGGCGUGAUACUCUGGGAGCUCUGCACCAUGCGGCAGCCGUGGGGAGGAAUGAACCCGAUGCAAGUUGUUGGUGCUGUCGGGUUUCAGCAUCGCCGUCUUGACAUACCAGACGACAUGGAUCCUGUCAUCAAAGACAUUGUCUUGAGAUGCUGGGAAACAGAUCCAAAUCUACGGCCUACAUUUGGUGAAAUCAUGGCUGCCUUGAAACCGCUUCAAAAGUCGAGCGCAAGCUCACAAGCACCAAAAACAAUGAGCAGGAGAAGUGUAAAUUCCCAAGAUAGAAGAAACUAGUGAGAGAAGCAAUCAGCAGCAGAAAAUUUUCCCUGGUUGAAUGCCUGGCAUUUUGCAGCCUUGCUUUGAGACAUUGUUUGAAGAAGUCAAGAAGAUCACUUGUUUGAGUCAGUUAGAUCUUUCUUUCUGCCUUUUUCUUCUUCUUGUUUCUGUUUUGUUACAUGUAUUUCUCCUUUUAUAUUCUUGGCAUUGUAAUGCCACCUUCAAGCAAAUUGUGCAGUUUGUUGUUGUAAAUUCACCAGAAAAUUGUUGUAAUUAUUGCUUGUUCAACCUUGUUUCAAUUCAUAAUUGGACAGUUUCUGUUGUUCCCCUUC